AAUCCCUUAAGAUUAGAAGGAGUUGAGUAUUGGAGUAGCCUGCAGUGAAACUUGGAUCUCGCUCCCAUAUUCUCACACACAACGCUAAACUCAGGGAAGGAAGGAGGAUAGACAUAUUUUCACUUCAGACUUUUCUACCAUUAAUCGGUUGUUACAGGAAUUACGCCAUUCACAUGUGAGUUCACCCCGAUUUCUUCGCUGAACUAAACUUUAUAUUAAUCUCUUAAUUAAGGUGACGUGAAAUAUUCUGGGAUAUCACUCUUAUUACACGUUCAUGAUAAACGGCGACCACGGGUUUUGUUGAUGCUGCGUUCUACUCUUGGAUCGUUAAUUACUUCACCAACCUGAUCCACGUUUACCAAUCCUCUUAAUCCCUGGAUUAGCACACGGGAUUAUCCACGGGAAACACUUAUUUGCACUUAUUAGCGGGUAGUUUAACCCCCUUCAAACUAUUUGACUUCAAACAUUCCAAACACGAACCAACCCGAUCCUCUUUACUCGAUUAUUUCAAAGGGUAUUCGAUAAUAUCCGCAUUUUGUGUGAACGUGAUCGGAGCGUCAAGUGUUAACACAGAUGACUUACGGAAAGAGGAGGUAGCAGAGAAUUGAAUUGAGACGAAACCGGACCAAGAUGGAGCUGCGGCAUUGUUGCGUGGCAGUUGCGACUGCCCUUUUAUCAGUCAUAUCUUUGACACUAAGUUUCGAGAAUGGAGACCUGAGGUUACAAGAUGGUCACAACGCAGCAGAGGGAAGGGUAGAGGUGUUUCAUGAAGGAACAUGGGGUACCAUCUGUGAUGAUGGUUUCGAUAUAACUGAUGCAAACGUCAUAUGCAGACAACUGGGAUAUUCAUCAGCAAACGCGUCUCAUUGUUGUGCCCAUUUCACACACGGAACAGGGGACAUUCACAUUGAUGAUCUAGCAUGCUCGGGAUUGGAGAGCAGGAUUAGUGAGUGUCCGAACAGGGGCUGGGGAGAGCAUAACUGCGCGCACACAGAGGACGCCAGUGUUACGUGCAAUGGUAACAUUCGCUUACAGGGUAGCGACAGUACUGUUCAGGGCCGGGUGGAGGUCUUCAGCAACUCCAACUGGGGCAGCGUAUGCAGCACGGGCUGGGACCUGAUCGACGGAGACCUGGUCUGCAAACAGCUGGGCUUCCCCGGAGCGAAUGCAACGACAACCACGGCAACGUUCACUCCAGGGACUGGACCAGUGCUAAUCAGCGAGGUGGGGUGUACGCCCGAGGAUAAAGUGUUCAAGAACUGCACCAUGAAUAAGACGCCUGGCCCUGAGUGUGCCAAUCAUACCAAUGAUGCCACUUUAGUUUGUAAAAGACCUAUAAAGCUGAUGGGUGGCAAGAGUCCUAGUGAAGGCUACGUCGCUGUGUAUGACGGUUUGAAGUGGGGACCCAUUUGUGCCAAGAACUGGGGUAUCGAAGAUGCAAGAGUGGUUUGCAAACAAGUUGGAGAUCUAGCAGCAGUUGAAGCAACGACUGGUAUGAGGUUUGGCCAGGUUACAGCCAGCUACCUCAUGUCGAAUGUAGGCUGCGCAGGGACUGAAGGCACGUUAGACGAGUGUCCAUCGACCAACAACGGAGAUAACGACUGCUUCAGGUUUGCUCCAACAGAGACUGAACCGAUGCGACUCAAUGAUACCAACGAUUUGGCUGGAGUUCGAUGUGCUCCUGCUGUGCGUCUUGUUAGCAAUGACUAUUCAUUCUUACAAGGCAAAGUAGAAGUCUUCAAGAAUGGCCAAUGGGGUGGAGUCUGCGCUGACCAGUGGGGUCCCGAAGAUGCACGCGUCGUCUGCCGUCAACUCGGCGAGUAUCCCCUCUCCAAUGACUCAUGCUGCGACCCGUCAACGGACUCUGUUCAGGACCCAUUGUUGUCCAAUUUGAUGUGCACUGGUAACGAGGAGCGACUUCAAGACUGCCCUGUGGCUCCUGGCUCGCAGCCUCCUACCCGCUGUAAUGCAGCUACAGCUAGGUGCCAAGUGACUAUUCGUCUCACUGGAGGGAGGCACAGCCUUGAGGGGAAUGUAGAGAUCUCCAAAGGAACGGAGUGGGGAAAUAUCUGCGAUGACAACUGGGGCAUAGAAGAUGCACAGGUGGUGUGUCGUCAACUGGGCAACUAUGAGGUGGUAUCCCAUUACUCCGGUAGUCAGCACGCCCCUCCCAGGUACCCCUACCUCCUGGACGACGUGGCAUGCAACGGAGACGAGGCCAGGGUGGAGGACUGUUACCAUAGCGAUUGGGGAACACACAACUGUGGCACCAGCGAGGCAGCAGGAGUAUCUUGCAGAAACUUCCGUUUGGUGUCGGACGACCGCAACUCCACCAUGCCUAAGGGUCGCGUAGAGGUCGUUCACAAUGGUCGAUGGGGGCGUGUAUGUGGAGAGAACUGGGAUAAAUCGGAUGCAAAUGUACUCUGCAGGCAGUUGUACAACAGCUCUGCUGAUGCCGUGGGAUCUUUCGAGCCUGGAACUGGUGUGGCCUUCAUGACAAACUUCACCUGCCGAGGCAACGAGACCAGUCUCCUUCAGUGCAGCUACGAGAAGAGAGAGAUUACAGACUGCCAGAGUGAUGCUAAUGUCAUAUGUAAAGGUGGUAUCAGACUGGUGGGCGGUAGGACUCCAUUGGAAGGAAGAGUGGAGAUAUUCCAUGACGGUCAGUGGGGAACGGUCUGUGAUGAUGGUUGGGACUUCAAUGAUGCAAAGGUGGUGUGUAACCAAUUGGGAGGCUAUGCUGCCUUCGCAGCCAAGUGCUGUCAAGCUUAUGGACCUGGGACCGGACUGAUUCUAAUGGAUGGGGUGAACUGCAUCGGUACCGAGAGCACCCUAGAGAGCUGCCCUCACGAGGGAUGGCAGUCACAUAACUGUCAGCAUUAUGAGGAUGCUUCGGCUAUCUGUUCAGACAUCAAACUCACAGCCCCCAAUGGCACCACCUCCACCAGCACGCUAGAGGGGCGUGUGGAGAUCCUCUUAGAUGGAGAAUGGAAGUCCAUCUGUGCUAAAGGAUGGGACUCUAAUGCCGCACAGGUCGUCUGCACUCAGCUCUUCCAAACUGAUGUCAAAAAUGUUACGUUGGUACCCGCCAAGUCAUCCCAAGACACCGGGGUGACGGACUUACGAUGUCUUGGUACAGAGAAGAUGCUCUCAGAGUGUCCAAGCAUCACAUCGCAGGUCCUCUGCCCUAACAAAUACAGAGCAUCUGUCCAGUGCAAAGAUUAUACAGAUAAAGAUAUACGACUGGUUGGCGGGACUGUGAUGUCCGAGGGCGCCAUUGAGACUCUGGUGGACGGUGAGUGGGGGCUGAUCUGCGGCAACGACUGGGGCAUGGAGGAGGGGCAGGUGGCGUGCCGUCAGUUGGGCUACUGCAGCGCCUUCUCCGUCGAACGGGGCUGGACACCGAAGAUCGAGGAGAGGAAGCUGAUGCACUGGCAUUCAAUGAACUGCACCGGAAAAGAAGAGAGACUGAGGGAUUGCUCCAAGUCGGGGGGUUCGUUCCCCUGCACGGGGUACAACUUUGAGGCAGCAGUCACAUGCAAAAAUUGGUGCGAUCAACCCGGAUAUCUCAUGCACGGCACGUGGUCGCCACGGAGACAGCGCUAUGGGCUCAACAGCAAAAUUUCAUUCAGUUGCGAUGAAGGUUACGAGUUGCAGGGAGUCCAAUUCAUGGAAUGUUUGGAGGUAUGCGAAUGGAAUGCUGGCAUACCAACAUGUAAAUGGUCCCAUGCAGGAGGAGGUGGAACGAGCCCUAUUACAAGCAAAUCUGCAAGCGGUAUCCACCCAGCCGGUAUAUUUUUCAUCGGUCUCUUAGUAGGGUUGGUGGUUGUUGUGAUAUCGUAUGGACUAAUUAAGUACAUCAAGCGGCGGCCUGCUAGCCCUUCAAAUUCUUCGAGCAGAGCGGGUAACAUCUUCAGACCGCGCAAGCAGCUUGACGAGAUGGAAGAACCAGUCCUCAGCUUCCAGUCGAUGAACAUGGAUAAUGAAGAGAACGGGGAGGCCAUGUGAUAUCAUAUUGGGUAGUCAUGGUAAAAGGAUGGAGUCAAGGAAAGAGAGAGUGACUAAUCGACUAUUGACUGGAGUAUUGACUCCCCUGAACUAAGGGACCUCACAAUUAUGCACCAUAUACAAAAUAUUUCAAGAUAUCAUAUUGGGUAGUCAUGGUAAUAGAGUCAUCCAGGAUGGAGUCAGAGAAGGAGAGAGUGACUAAUUGAAUAUUGACUGGAAUAUUGACUCUUUAGAACUAAUGGACCUCACAAUUAUGCACCAUAUACGCAGAACUGGAUUAUUCACGAUGUUUUGCACCUCAGUAACAGUGUAAGAGAGAAGUUACUGUCAAGGAGAGUCAUGUUCUCCAACUUAUUUUUUCUUCUUUUUUCCUCUUAUUAGUUGUUAAAAACGAUUUUGUGACUAAAUAUUUGGUUAGUCACAAAUAGUAAGUGUAAUAUUAAAAGCAACAUUGUUUUAGUGGGUUUUUUGGUAAAUAGAUAUAAGCGAUAUGAGAGUGGCAAGUGGUUAGUCACUGCAUCAAAGGUAAUCAGUUUGUCGCCAAUUUUCAGUCAUCAUGACUUGAAUCAAUAUGGACUUUUAGAUUUGCGUGGACUGAUACGUGUGACGUCCACUGAAGGCAGUGCAUUAAAAGGACGUCAAUCAUAGCAAUCCACAUUGUCGUUCGGCAAAUCUUAAAGUCCCUAGUUAAGUAGCAUGAUGAGUUCUGCUCUUGUGUUGACAAUUUGAAGGGGUAUGUUUAACUCCUUGAAUACCGAAAUCUCCCAUUCCCAUAGGCUUCCCACAGGAACUGCUCGGUUCCUGUUGGGAAAAGAGUUAAACUCAAGCUUAUGAUUCCAGUGAAUGUACAUGAACUGCACACAAGUCAUGCUGUGGAUGAUGGUUUGACUAACUUUAAGACAUGUCAUAUUAAAGAUGUAUGCCACGUGGCCAUGCUACAUCCAUGCAAUUUGACUAGUUUGAUUAUUUUGACUAACUUUUUGACAUGGGAGAUGAUUUGACUAGCUCCAAACAUUUAGAUGAUGUAAUAUAAUUAUGUGAUAUUGACUAUGGCCAUACUACAUUAAUUUAUAGGUUUUUAUAGGUUUGAUAAUUUUGACUAACCUUAAAGGGUCACAUUGCACAGUUUAAAGCUAAUCUUGAGCUCUGGUAAAUAUGGGAAUCAUAUUUGGAGAGAAAAAUUGCCAAGACUCAUUCUGGGCUCAUUUAUCCUGCAGUAGAUUUGUUGUUUCAACCAGUGAAAUAAAAACAAACGCACAAACACUUUCAAUAUCAAGGUCACUUAAAAAGAAAGCUAAAUAUAACUCCUCUUUACUAAGCUUAAAAGUGCAUUGAAUAAAACCAAUAUUACAAGUCAUGUAGUUUAGCUUAUUAACUUAACUCGCGCAAAAGCACCAAUGAUAUGAAAUCUUUUUAAAAGUAACAAACCUUUCUGCCUCAAAUAUUACAUUCAUAUUUGGUAAAUGAAUAAUAACUGCCUUUUUAAUAAUUACAGUGUAUUUUCAUCAGGGUUAAAUUAAGGUUAUUGAGCAGUCUACCUUAGAUUCAUAGAUAUAUUUUACCCUUUUGUUACUAAAGACAGAAACAAACAGUAAAGCGGAGCUUUUUGUAAAAUUAUUGAAAUGUACAUGUAAAAUGUUAUAUAUACAGUUCAUCACUCCUAAUGGACGUAUCUACCAUAUUUUUGAAUGAUAUUGCCCUAAGAGGAUGGUGGUGAUGAAGAAAAAAAGAAGAAUUGCAAUAAGCAUUUGAAAAAUGUGAGAAUUGUUAGAAAUGUUAUUUUUUAUAAUUCAAGAAAAACACUGGAUUGUGCUUUUGAUAUUAGUUGCAAAUGUUGUUAUUUCCUAGUAGUCAUGUUUUAAUUGUAGUCUUGUGCUUUGUUUGUGUCAUUUCUUUGUGCUUGUAGUUUAAGAGCAAUUUCCAAUGUAAAAAUUAUCAUGAUAUUAUGCAGGAUUUUCAGUCUGUUCGAAGCCAGAAGGGGGUUAUCUCAUAUACUUUAAUUACAAAGUUAACACCCUUUUGGUUCUGAGCUAACGAUAUACAUGUAUGUGGCUUCAGUGAGAGACAGGCCACUUGUCUACUAUAGCUGCUGUAAAAUCAUUCUUGGUUGGGCUUUGCAUUCAGGUUUAUAUGGUGCUUCAAAACAAGCCACAUUUUCCAUCAACUUCAUUCCUCUCUUUCUUACACCCUUUACUGUGUCUCUUUGUCUCUCAUUCUUUUCUUGACAAAUACAUUCCCUUCAGACUAUUAAUAUUUCUAUUUUGCAUCUCCCCCUC
This is a messenger RNA of Strongylocentrotus purpuratus (purple sea urchin), 6284 nucleotides long. RefSeq names its product scavenger receptor cysteine-rich domain superfamily protein. Gene Ontology annotation, cellular component: membrane. The record is from RefSeq and is a predicted model, not a curated record. The transcript has 22 exons. The coding region runs from base 631 to 4008 and encodes 1125 amino acids. NCBI's taxonomy places the organism in Eukaryota, Metazoa, Echinodermata, Echinoidea, Camarodonta, Strongylocentrotidae.